Messenger RNA from Punica granatum (pomegranate), 684 nucleotides. NCBI's taxonomy places the organism in Eukaryota, Viridiplantae, Streptophyta, Magnoliopsida, Myrtales, Lythraceae. The record is from RefSeq and is a predicted model, not a curated record.
CGCCGGAAUCGUUUUGUAGCACGUAACGAGACCUGUCAGUUGCAGUGAGUAGUAAAAGCUUAAUAGUGCAGUAAGAUAUCGUACUCGGGCAAGGCAAAGAUGGCGUCGAAGCAGGAGAGGGAGGAGCUCGACCGCAGGGCCAGGCAGGGGGAGACAGUCGUGCCCGGUGGCACCGGCGGCAAGAGCCUCGAGGCUCAGGAGCACCUUGCUGAAGGGAGGAGCCGUGGGGGGCAGACAAGGAGGGAGCAGCUGGGACCCGAGGGAUACCAGGAGAUGGGCCGCAAGGGAGGGCUGAGCACCGGCGAUGAGUCCGGAGGGGAGCGGGCUGCCCGGGAGGGCAUUGAUUUCGACGAGUCCAAGUACAGGAACAAGACUUAACGCACGCAUCUAGUAUGCGCGUGCCUCUCACUAGCUAGUUGGGCACCUGACUUGUAAGUGUGUGUACAUAGGCUGUUGUUUCCGUGUGUUCUGUCGACCAGGUUUUUCGCGGAUGGGUCAAGAGUGGUCUUAAUCUGAGUUUGGUUUAGCAUGUGUCGUCCUUUUGUUUUUCCCUGGUCGUGCCGAGAGGGGGCUCGUCACUCGUGUCGUCCGAAGGGUUCCUAGUCUUGUGCCUUCUCAGUUUGGGUCGUGUAAUGGAGGAACUUAAUGUACGAGUAUAAGAAGUUUCUGUGUUUUCCAUUGUCA